This is a messenger RNA of Mesocestoides corti, 1185 nucleotides long. The record is from the annotation of a GenBank genome assembly. NCBI's taxonomy places the organism in Eukaryota, Metazoa, Platyhelminthes, Cestoda, Cyclophyllidea, Mesocestoididae.
AUGCCGAGGACGCUACCACAACUUUCCUUCAACACGAUCUGCCCACCCCUGUGCUUGCCAACGCCGAAUUCAUUCGACCAAGUGCCACCACAGUUCCAGCCACAACACCUGCCCCCGAGCCCUCUGCUCCAGCACCCCCCUGCCAUCCACCCGACCGGCAAGUAUCGAUCGCAGAGCGGACUCAUGGAGCUCCUCGGCUCCAGCAAGAAGCCCCAACCUCGGACGUCCUCCAGAGACGAUGACUCGAAGCCCAUGAAGAGGGCGGUGGGUGUGAUGGAGGGGAGGGCAGGCGGAGGGGGUGGGGGAGGGGGUGGUGAGGAGGGCGGUGCCUCACGUUCCUCCUACAUGUGUCGCAAGUGCCGUGCUCACGGCCGCCUCAUUGCAGUGCGUCAGCACAAAAGGAACUGCCCCUACAAACACUGCAACUGCUCCGUGUGCUCUCUAGUCAACUACGUCGCUCGCCAGAUAGCCCUCUACCGGGACCAAAAGAACCACCACGCUGACGAAGGCGGUAUAGCUGGCAAAUUAAAGCACGGAGUGUCAAGGUCACGAGUGGUGCAGGAAUCGAACAAGGAAAUCGGACUGAAGACACAGGGGAAACUUGGGACCGACGAGGUUACCUUUCCACCACCAUUCUACACCAAACCAACAGGCAAACCCAGACAGGAGAAGCAGAAGACCAACGAAGACCAAGAAAUUCAGCCGGGCAAUCAGGACGAUUACGGCCUGAGGACAAGUAUUCCACCACCGCCACCACCGCCGAUGUCUCAAAUUGACGCUAAUUUCCAGGGGUCGGGCGGUACCACGUUGGUGGAACAGGAGGAGUCCUUCUAUCCAUCGCGAGCUCAGCAGGCAGCGGCAUUUGCUGCUGCAGCCGCAGCCGCAGUCGCGUUUCAACAGGAGGCGGCAGCGUCACGCGUGGAGGCUCCAGUUCCAGUGAAGCAGGGCUGUCAGGCCGACUUUGGGGGCCAGUUCAUGGAGGAGGCGGAAUAUGGCGCCAUGUCGGACGCCUGGGUGUGCAGUGGUGACAUCAAGUGUGUUCUGACGUCCAAGGACGUCUGCGGUGUUCCAUUGGAGGAAUUCUCGACGCAGACUGGAGGCGGUGCGUUUUGGCAGAGCUCGUUUUCUGCACCCAGAGAUGAUGAUCCAAUCAGAACAGGUUGGUUGUUUAACUCCGAUCGAUAA